AUGAAUCGAGUGGCGAGUUAUUCACCUUGCUGGGUGCGCGGCAGCAAGAUCGAGGAAAUAGUUUGGAUCGACAGAGACGUGCUCGCCUGGUGCACCGGUCUGUACAUCGUGUUCUUCCACGUCGUCAAAAGGCAGCAAACGUUAUACUGGUGCUGGAACAAUGCGACCGGUGAUGGUGCUCGCUGUAUAUCUGGUCACGCGUCCUCGCCGAUUUUCGCCUUCUCCGAGAGAUCGCUGAAUCCGCGAAUCCUCAUACUCGCAUAUCCCUCGAUGACGAGAAUCUGCGAGUGCGUUGAUGGAUGCAACAGCGGCUAUCUGGCGAUCGCGUUCACGCCGGAUAAUUACCUUGUAUCGCUGGGCUCGUACCCGAAUUUCCCGAUGAUCGUGUGGUGCUGGAGAACGGGGGAGAAGAUCGCGAUAGUCGAUACUUUUAUACGCGACGAGGUCGGUCAGAUGAUCAGAAUAACUCGCGCGGGACGCACCGUCGUCGGUCAAGUGGGAAAGACCUGCGGAAAGUUGUUUACCUGGGAGCUCGAUGUUGUCAAUAAAAUCGUCAUCUUAAAAGAUCACGAGGUGAAACUGCCGGGAGAAGCUAUGAUUCGCGGGAUCGACUGGUGCCCGGGCACGCCGAACGACCCUCUGUUGGCCAUCACCGACGUGGACGGUCACGUAUACCUGAGCAACUGCGACGGUACCAACGUCCUCCGCGUUGUUGUCUCGCAACACUGCGGGAUUUGCGCGGAAGUUGAGAUACCGGCUGUGUGUUGGUUUCGCGGUGGUAUCAUUCUUAGGACGACCUUCUGUCAGAUCCGCUACUACAAGAAAGAGCCGUCGAGCGACGUUUGGCGCAAGCGAUGGUACGUCAAGUCGAUCUACCAGCCCCAUAUCCUGGUCGCGCAUCCCUCUGGGAAUUCGCUCUUCUACGACACCCUCGAGGGUUAUCUGAUGCAGAUGGUGUUCCCCGAGGAUGGGAACACCACGCCGACGAUCCACAGGUACCUGCACCACGGCAGCAAGUACCGCUUCGUCGAUUUCUUGUAUCCUUGGUGCCACCACCUCGCGGCGACGGGCGAUCUUAGGGACUUGACCAUCCUCGAGAGCUAUAGCGGCAGUGAGAUCUCCAAAGUGGAGCUCGACAUUGAAGGCGGCGUGUCGGCUCAAGUCACGCAUCCGGAUGAUCCGUUGAUUGUCGUUGUCAGCGAUCAGGGUGAGAUGGCUGUUCUGGGUGCGACCGAACCGGAGCAACCGAUAAUACUGGCGUACUUCCGUCUCCAGAGGAAUCCCUUAGAUCUUAUAAAGUUUUCUCAUUCCGGCAAAUUUCUGAUCGCCGCGCAGAAGGAGGCAGGCAAUUGCUAUUGCGUGGACCUGCAACGCGACGCGCGGUGGAAGGUGAUGGCCCAGCUCCGGGCGAAGGGUCGCGUCGCCGACGUGGUGCUGUACGACGAUGAAGCGCGCGGCAGCCUGAAGGUGCUCAUCCUCCACGCCAAGUACGAGCCAUUCAGCUUGGUGGGUCACCAGCUGCACGUGUACAGCGUACACCUCGUCGACGCCAGUCAACGUCUAGUCAAUGAGAUCAUUGGCAUCGUAACGCUGCCCGCGCUCUUUUACGAGCUGUGUUACGCGCCUGGCGAUUCUCAGCUGCUGAUAAGCUCGCCUUAUCUCGAACGGCAGAUACACGCGCUGAGGCUGCGAGGCUUGGAGGACGCGGCCUUGACGGACGCGGCGUUGACGGGCCAUCACGUGCGACUCGCUCGCGUCUUCACCGAUCGACGUUGGAUCGUCACGUGCGCUUACGACGGACUGGUCGUUAUCCGCGACAGAAUGAUACGGCAGAUCGCCGCCGUGGUGCCGGUACAUCACAGACUCGACUUGGGCAGCCGAAAGGCGAUUGUUAAUCUCGACGGUGACAUGGCGGUCGCGCUUGGCCACGAUGGUUCUGUGAUCGCGACGCGCGUUCGUCUUGAAAACGAAAAAAAGAGUAAAACGUCACUGACCGCGAUUGAAACCAAAAGCGUCUAUCCGGUGGACUAUGAAUGGUACGCGAAGCAAAAAAAGAAGAUACUCUCGGAUUAUGCCUCCUUGGACCCGGCGAUCCGUGCCUCAUUGACCCGAGCCAGAGUAGAUUUCCCAGCAGCCGACGAGAAAGGAUUUGGAACCUGGGAAGAAUGGCGAGAGAACGCGCAGCUGCAAGAAGAAACAAGAUUUUACGCCAAGGAGAAGGACGCCAUCGCGAAGAAUCUGGCGGUCUUGAAGGCCACCGUUAAACAGCUCCUCGAUACCAAUGAGACCUGCCCGGAGAUGGAGAAGUUACCAGUGUCCGCGUUUGACUUGAACAGAGCAGGCCGCGAUCAGAAACUGAAGACUGCGAAAGACGAGCGACAGGACGUCGGCAUGGAACUCGAACACUUCUGUGCCUCGAUGGAUCGCAUAGCCGACUGGAUGAAGGCGAUCUUCUGGGAUCCGCAGGUCGUGUUAGGUCGCUCGAUAUUCGCCUUUCGCGGUGACACGGAGGUGACAAAUUACCCGCUGGCCGAGGAGGAUCCGCAUUUCAAGGAGCACCUGCGAUGGGCGCAGUUCACCAGGGAUUCAGUGCGCAGCAUCGUCUACGACACCUUCCAACCGUGGCACAGCUACACGGACGAUCAAUUACAGGCGGAACUGAGCAAACCCGUCCGGGUGUAUCGCGAGGACGAGAGACGCAGGAUGGAUUUGCUCCUGGAAGAGGAGGAGCGUGAAAUCGAUCCUGAGGAACUGGCGGAGCUGCGGGCGGUCGAUGGCAUGACAACGCAUCGGUUCGUCGAGCAAUCGCCUUACUAUUACUCGCAAAUGGAGUCUUACGGGUUCGCGCACGUGAUGCUGGACGAUCGUUAUCUGAUGCACGACUACGGCAAGCUCCAUGCCUACUUCAACGGGCUCUUUGAUGACAUGUACGCGGCGAAGGAGCGGGAAGUGAACGUGAUAAGGGAGAGGAACGAGAGGAUACGUCAUAUCGACUCCGAGCUGAGGAUAAUGUUCGGCCAGGGUGUGCCGCGGGUUCCUGUUGAUCCGCAGUGGCAUCCCAAGGAGAAAGCAGAGAGCAUUAUUCAAGUGCUCGAUCACGAGGUCAAGGCGAGGCCGUACGUGUCGCCGUCGCAGCAGGAAAUCCUUAGCAGGCAAGCAUCGGAAGCCGAACGGAUCAGACAGUUGUUACUGGCCGACGAUUUUCGCGAGCGCGCCCUGAUGAGGAUGAUGGACGGCGUGCUGGAGAUUCGCUGGGAGGACACCAUCAGGAUAGACGUGCGCAGGCCCGCGUGCAUGCUGGAGAGACAGCCGGAGCAGUACACGUCUGACGACAUCGUGUCCGUAAGGAAGUACGAAGCGAAUGUGGAGACUCUUCGGCAGGAACGUGAGCGUUACAGAAGAAUGCUCGAGGCUGAUUACGCGAAAAUUAAUGGACUCUUGCAGGAAGGCAUCGACAAGUUCGACGCCAAGUUGAACGAAUUCUUUCAGCUGAAACUAAGAGUCGAAUCGGCAAUAAAUCAGCUAAGGCUACGGCACAUUCGCGGCCGCAUGCGUAAUCUAGCGCGGGUUGAGGCUGUGAAAGAAGAUGACAGAAUGAAACGAGAGAUAGCCGAGAAACGCCAAUACGGGAACAGGCUGGAGGAACACGCGCAGAAGCUGCACGACGUCUAUCAGGAUAUGCUCGCGCAACACGAUGCGCUCUGCACUAGCGAGAAGACGACGGUGAAGAGGCUCCAGCACGAAUUCGCUCCAUCGUCGAAGGUCAACGUCGAGCUUCUCGAACGGCAAUACAAGCGAAGGCCGCGGGUAUCCUUGAAGAACGUCGCUGCCAGCGACCUGCUCACUCUCGCAAAGUAUCUUGUAGACCACGUCAAGCCGGCUUAUUUCCCGGCCGAAUGCGCGGAUUACUCGAGAAUCCUGGAGAGUCUGGACGCGCGACCCAACGAAUUGCCGCAGUCGAUCGACGCGAGUCACUGGGCUCACCUGACGCAGUUGCGCCGUCAAAAGAUUAAUGUCGAACUGCAGAUCAAGGCUCGGCAGUUGGAAAUAGCCACGGUGGAGCGAAAGCUCGCCGUGUUCGAGAGCAAGAUCAACACGUGUAAAUCGAACGUGGCCCUCCUCAAGGAUCGAUGGAGGACAGCGAGGGACGAGCGGAUAACGCGCGAGCAGGACGCGGAGAUGCAGCUGGUGCUGAAGAGAGGUCAGGUGGAGCUGGAGUUGCGGGGUGAACGGCGCGACGCGGCGGAUGCCGUCUUGGUGCCGCGCGGAGAGAUCGAGAGGGUCAACGAGCACAUCCGCGUCGCGGGUGCGCGCAAGCUGGACGCUCUGAAGCGCACGAUCGACUUUCGCUACGGGAUGUUGUCGACGGAAUGGGAGCACCGUUGCCUCAGGACAAAGUUCAAGGAGCUAACAGAAGAUCUGCAUUUUUUGAAGAACGUGACGGCCACCCGGGACAUGCGCACCUAUCUGAAGAGGAAGGCGAAGGGACUGCGCGACGACAAAACUGCGGUGCAUCUCGAAAGAGAGAUCGAGAGCGCGAAAAAGUCUUUGAACAAGGCCUUGUCCAAGGAGACGAGUAAACUGAAGAACCUCCGGCGGAAGAUGGCUUGCCUGAAGAAGAAGAACGCCGAGCUCGACCGAACCAUCACCGAGAUGAACGUAGUGAGAUGGGAAUUGGAGUACCAGCGCGACGUCGUCGGGGAGAUGAGACAACGCGAGCACGCGGACCGGAAGACGCGUCUUUUUAAGCAACGAUCCGAUCUGGUCAGGAAGCUCCAAGACAAUUACAUCGAGCUCCUGGCGCUGCAGACCGAGCACGAGUUGUUGCGGCUGCGAACGUACCCCACGUUGGAAUAUUUCCGGACGUUGGACGAUAAGGACAAAGUGUACCAAUGA
Molecule: messenger RNA, 4896 nt
Organism: Vollenhovia emeryi
Lineage: Eukaryota; Metazoa; Arthropoda; Insecta; Hymenoptera; Formicidae
Product: cilia- and flagella-associated protein 43-like
Exons: 7
Coding region: 1-4896 (1631 amino acids)
Biological process (GO): cilium assembly
Cellular component (GO): axoneme
Molecular function (GO): protein binding
Source: RefSeq, a predicted model, not a curated record